UACUCAUUCAUGGAUAUUGAAAAACUCUUCCGGUAAGUGUUAUGUAAAAAAAUUGGGACCUCUAUCUCGUGAAUGUAUGGUUUUAAAAUGCAUGAGGCGGCAUGCGAUGGUUACCGGUACAUCUGUAUAUAUGCAUUAUGCAUAUACUCUUAUAUAUUAGUUAUAGAGUUUCAGUAAUGUUGUCGAAAUUAUUGCCGCCAAACACAUCUUAUCCAUGAAUUUAAUUUCCUCAAAUUAAAGGAGAGAACAAAAUGGAUUAAGUGGGCUCCACAAUGGAUGCAAGAUUCGCCUAAAUUAUAAUAAAUAAAAUCCACGUCAUUAGACCUUUCCACAUAAAACAAAAUAAUCCACCUCACUAAAAUUAAAGUCCACGUCACUGUUUUUUUUUGGCAUUUUUUGAAUUAUUUUAAAUUAAUUAUUCAUUUUCAAGAACAAAUUCGAAGGCUCAUAAUUAUAAAUCAUGAUUAUGGUCCGAUAUCAGUAUAGUGGGAGCAAAAUGGUCGUAAAUUAUAUUUCAUAAUCGAAAAAAAUAUAACCGUAAGUACAAAAAACAUUUGUACGGGAUUAAAUAUGUUAAUCAAUAACGGUAACAAAAAAUCUGUAGUUUCUAAUUACAUAAUUGCAAAUUGAGGAGAGAGUUUGUUACAAGUUUUUGAGAAUCAAAGCGUAUAUUGUGUGGAGCGGAUAAAUCAUAUUUUAUUUUUAUUUUUGGUGAGAAGAGACUAUAUAGUAUUGUAGCAAUUGACUUUAAAUAUUUCCAUAAAUAGUGCUGUAAUGAGCGGGCUACGAAAACCUUAUAUACACAUCCCGUGUACUUCGGUAACGUCUGAGACAUCAUUUCUUGCGAGGAAAUAAACAAGUUCGGAUCUUUGCGCCUUUAUUUUUUGCCCUCGUUUCGCGUAUCGGAGCUCUACAGUUUAACGAAUCUCUGUGGAUGCAACGGAGAUUCAUAUUUAGGGUUUUAGUCGACGCUCCUUGAUACGGAGGUUCCGCUUCUUUUUUUUUUUUUUCUGGGUUUGUGUUGUUGAUGCGAUGGGCGCGAGCAUCUCGGGCGGUUCGCCGGAGUUUGGUCGGAACGGUGGCGUUCACUUGGUCGAUGUGCCGGAGAACUGCAUGGCGUUGAUAAUGAUGAGGCUUGACCCACUGGAGAUCUGCAAAUUGGCUCGUCUCAACAGAGUCUUCCGUCGCGCCUCGUCGGCCGAUUUCAUAUGGGAUGAUAAAUUGCCUCAGAAUUACAAAGCCAUUGCGCUGAAGGUGUUUGAUGAAAUUACUCUGAAGAAAUUGAGGAAGAAAGAUCUUUACGCGAGGCUUUGUCGGCCCAUUCCCUUCGACGGUGGCACAAAGGAAUUAUGGAUAGGUAAGAACACGGGUCGUCUUUGUUUGUCGAUUUCUUCCAAGGCGUUGAGGAUUACUGGCAUUGAUGAUCGGAGAUACUGGAGUCAUAUCCCGACCGAUGAAUCCAGAUUCCAGUCAGUUGCAUAUGUUCAACAAAUAUGGUGGUUUGAAGUAGGAGGAGAGUUUGAGAUCCAGUUUCCAUCUGGAACCUACAGCCUUUUCUUCCGUGUACAGCUCGGUAGAACAUCGAAGAGGCUGGGCCGAAGGAUCUGCAACUCAGAACACAUCCAUGGCUGGGAUGUAAAACCUGUUAGGUUCCACCUCGCAACUUCAGACAGCCAACAAGCAGUCUCACAAUGUUAUCUUAGCCACAGUCAUGGAAACUGGGUUCAUUGUCACGCUGGAGACUUCAUAGUCAAAAAUUCAGAAAUAUCAACGAAGAUCAGAUUCUCGAUGACCCAGAUCGAUUGCACCCACACCAAAGGUGGACUAUGUUUAGAUUCUGUUCUGAUACUACCCAGAGAAGGUGCAAAAGAGGUUCUUGGUAUAACACAGUUUUGUAGACAGUGAGAUAUUCUAAAGGAUGAGAAUCUUUAAAGACAAGCCUCGAUCAUCAUAAUGAUUACGGGGUUCGGUUCAUACCAUCAUCUUUGAUGAUCCCAGAUCUAUGGAACUUGUAUCUGCUUUUCUCUUGGGAGAACCUGUACAUAUGGUCUGGUCGAGUUGGUUUUGUCUGUAUACAAUUUCCUCUGUUAAAGAUAAUAACAUGGCUUCUUCUUCGGCAGAAGAUUCCUGCA
Messenger RNA from Tarenaya hassleriana, 2132 nucleotides. Its product is annotated as F-box protein PP2-A13-like. Gene Ontology annotation, molecular function: protein binding. The transcript has 3 exons. NCBI's taxonomy places the organism in Eukaryota, Viridiplantae, Streptophyta, Magnoliopsida, Brassicales, Cleomaceae. Bases 1033 to 1905 code for a protein of 290 amino acids. The record is from RefSeq and is a predicted model, not a curated record.